AUGACACCUCCCAGCCGAGCAACAGCGUCUUCGACGCAAUCCACCUCGUGGCAGACGCGAACUGGAUCAUCUUCAUCGGACCCCAAGCCUCAAGCCACUGCUAAAGUCAGUGACCUCGAGGACUUGGAAACCGAGUUGAGUGUCCGGCUGGAACUGCGGGCUCAGCUCGAAGAAGAGCCAGAGACUGACCAGAGGAAGGCCGAUCUCAUCGAGAUCAACGACCAAAUCUGCGACAUUGUUAAGGACAUGGACAGAGUUAGAGCCUCUCUCGGUCUCUCGAUGGACGCGGACUUUUGGGGCUCGUUGGACGGCUUGCAAUCCUCCGCCGGCACUGUCACUGCUCAACAACGAGCACGUCAACAGGGCAAUCAAGUUCGUCAACAACAUCGACAACAGGCACAAAGGGGGCAACACCCUCAACAACAGCAACAGCCACAAUACACUCAACAACAACAGCAACAGCAACAGCAACAGUACGCUCAGCAACAGUACGCUCAGCAACAGCAGCAUCAACGCCAGCAACAGCAACUACAGCAACAACUCCAGCAGCUAUCCUUCCAACAACAACAACAACAACAACAACAACAACAACAACAACAACAACAACAACAACAACAACAACAACAACAACAACAACAACAACCCCAGCCACAUGAAUCCCGGCUCGACAAUUCCGCAGACUUCCAAAACUCAUACAGCGGGUUUGUUCCUCGGGAGCGGAAGCGUUCAAUCGGUACCAGCUUAGGCCAUGAAGCUUUCAGGGAUUCCGGAAGUAGUUCGAAGCGUACGGCUUCUGGAAGCGGUACUUACCAUGCUACGACCUUUUCAGAGCCCUUCAAUGCGAGCCCUUUUGCAGGCAACGAGGACAACUACUUCGGCAACGACGACUUCAGUUUCGACGAUUUUGUCGGCGAUGGCUUCGACUCCAGCCCGUUCAUAGACCUCACAUGUGAUGAUGAUACCGUGCCUGGGCAAGGAUUUGCGCAACCAUCUUCAACAUCCUCAGCAACCUUGAAUUCAACCUCACUGUUUCCUCCCUUUCAGAGUAAUCAGACAUCGUACCGCAACCCUCAAGCGGGCAUACCACAUCGCACGAGCUUGCCAGGCCCUCGAGGUCCUACUCCUGCACCUCAGGUUUACAACACGCCUGGCUUGACGCCUGGCAUGAGUGAUAUGUGGAAUAGCCCUUUCUACAACUCUGGUGUCGCCAGCACAUCGAGCACGUCACACCCGCCUCGGCUAGCACGACCUCAACUCCCAAGCUUUUCCAACAAUAUACCCUUUACGGAUACCGGUUCUCUGGUCUUUCCUAGCUUACCCGGUGGCCUGGCGCCUGUCGAUAGCUCGCGGCCAGGCAUAUUGGUCAACGGAGGCUACUAUGCGCCAAACAACCCGGGCUCUAGCGGAACACUGACCGACGUCAUCAGUCGGACUGCUACCUACGAUUCCAAUGUCAUGACCGACAAUCCAUUAGACGUGGGCUUGCUUGGGGCGCUCGCUCUGGAUGAUGAUCCCUUCAAGAAAGAGGACGACAUCAAAAAGCUACUAUCCAACAUCCGGCCAGAUGAGGACAUACCACCGGGGGAACGCGGAGAGACACCACCAGAUCUAGAGUACCCUCUCUAUCCACAUCAGCAGUUGGCACUCAAGUGGAUGACUGAUAUGGAAAAAGGUCACAACCGAGGUGGAAUUCUUGCCGAUGAUAUGGGUCUGGGGAAAACGAUUUCAACGUUGGCACUCAUGGCUAGCCGCAGAGCUCCAGAGGGUGAAGUGGCAACCAACCUGAUCAUUGGCCCUGUGGCUUUGAUCAAGCAAUGGGAGCUAGAGAUUCAAAACAAGAUGAAGGCUGACCGCCGCAUGAAUGUUUAUCUUUAUCACGGCGGCUCCAAAAAGAAGCCUUGGACGGAACUCAAGAAGUACGACGUUGUGCUGACUACGUACGGCACCGUGACUGCUCAGUUCAAGAAACACGAAUCUUAUCUCGAGAAGAUAGCCGAGAACCCGCACGGGCUGGGCGAGCAAGCUGAGCAGCGAUACCGGCUGGAUUGCCCAAUGCUUCAUCCUGACACCAAGUUUUUCCGCGUUAUUCUGGACGAAGCCCAAUGUGUCAAGAACGCCAAAACAAUGUCAUCGAAGGCUGUCCGCCAGGUUCAAGCUAAUCAUCGAUGGUGUUUGACUGGAACGCCUAUGAUGAACAGUGUUUCAGAACUUUCCGCUCUGUUGCGUUUCCUCCAGAUCAAGCCUUUUUGUGAGGAAAGGAAAUUCAAAGAAGCCUUCGGAUCUUUGGACCACAGGCAUAAAGGGCGCGACUUUGAGAAGAGCAAGGCCAUGAAGCAAUUACAGGCUUUGUUAAAAGCCAUAAUGCUGAGGCGCAUGAAGACUACAGUGAUAGACGGAAAGCCUAUUCUGAACCUUCCUCCAAAGGUCGAGCACAUUGAGCACGUCGAAUUCUCCGAAGGAGAGAAAGAAUUCUACACCAACUUGCAAGACAAGUCUCAGGUCAUCUACGGAAGAUAUGUCAGAAACAAUACGGUCGGCAAGAAUUACUCCAACAUUCUUGUCCUUCUCUUGCGACUCAGGCAAGCCUGUUGUCACCCGCAUCUCACCGACUUCGAGGCUAAGUCCGAGAAUCAUCUGGCUGAAGCUACAAUGAUUGAGCUUGCGAGGACCCUGGAGCCUGCCGUCAUUGACAGGAUCAAGCAAAUCAAGGCGUUCGAGUGCCCGAUAUGUUACGAUGCGGUCCCAGAUCCUACCAUCCUGCUUCCUUGCGGUCAUGAUAUUUGCACGGACUGCUUCUCCUCUUUGACCGACCAAUCCGCUAUCCGCGGAAUCAGAAACGGCCAGGACGGAGCUUCUGUCGCCAAAUGUCCGGUGUGCCGUGGCCCCGCUGACCACACCAAGGUUACCAACUACGCCUCUUUCCAGGCGGCUCAUAUGCCCGAGGCCCUGGAGAAGACGGAGACCAGCGAUGAGGGCAGUGGCUCCGGCAAUGAAUCAGAUACAUCGGAUGCGUCACUGGGCAGCCUCAGCGAGGAGAAGAAGCGCAAAGCAAAGCGCGAAGGGAAACGUCCUGCAGAGUUUCAGCAGACCGACGAGAAGACCAUCAUCUUUUCCCAAUGGACGUCUCAUCUCGAUCUUAUCGAGUGCUCCCUCAAGUUCAAGCUCAACAUCAAGUACCAUCGCUAUACAGGUAACAUGCCCAGAAGUCAACGCGAUAACGCCAUCCAGGAGUUUGUCGAAAACCCUGACGUCAAGGUUUUGCUCGUCUCUCUCAAAGCUGGAAAUGCAGGUCUCAACUUGACUGUUGCUUCGCGCGUCAUUGUUUGUGAUCCCUUUUGGAACCCAUUCAUUGAGGACCAGGCCGUCGACAGAGCUCAUCGCAUCGGCCAAAAGAGCGAGGUUCACAUCUACAAGAUUCUGGUUGAAGAAACCAUUGAGGAUCGCAUCACAGAGUUGCAGAACGUGAAGAGAGACAUUGUUGAGACGGCGCUAGACGAGACCCAGAGCAAGCAGCUCGGAAGGCUUUCCAUUGAAGACCUCAACUACCUUUUCACUGGUCGCCGUGGAGGCUUGCGUGGUCAGUAA
Molecule: messenger RNA, 3585 nt
Organism: Sordaria macrospora k-hell
Lineage: Eukaryota; Fungi; Ascomycota; Sordariomycetes; Sordariales; Sordariaceae
Source: RefSeq, a predicted model, not a curated record